ACCGUAGCUAGCGCUCUCAAUUUCACGUUUUGGAGGCAAAUUACGAACAGACCUGGCAGAAACGUUCGUAAUAUAAACAUCAUAAUUCAGUUUCAUUAAUGAAUUUACGGCGGAACUGACAUGAGUAAGAAGGACAAGGGACAACCUCCAGCUAACAACAAUGCAAGUGAGGGCGAUUCCAUUCAGGUAUUUGUUCGGGUGAGGCCAUCAGAGAGCCAUGAUGCUGACAUGGACUUUGGGCAGUGUCUGGAGGUGCGGAUGCCAGACACCAUCAUCAUGCACUCCAAGCCGGAACCCAAGGUCUUCACCUAUGAUCAUGUGACUGAUGCAAAUACCACACAGGAAUCAGUCUUCAUUGCUGUGGGAAAGAGGAUUAUUGAAAGUUGUGUUGGAGGCUACAAUGGAACCAUCUUUGCAUAUGGGCAGACUGGCUCUGGCAAGACUUUCACUAUGCUUGGUCCAUGUGAGGAUGGAGAUAACUUUCAUCAUGAAUUACGAGGAGUGAUCCCAAGAAGUUUUGAGUACCUCUUCAGUCUGGUGAACAGAGAAAGGGAAAAGCAUGGCGACCGUUACGAGUUCCUCUGUCGUUGCUCCUUUCUGGAGAUUUACAACGAGCAGAUAUAUGACCUCUUGGAUCCUGCCUCCAUGGGGCUCCACCUCAGGGAGAACAUGAAGAAAGGAGUCUUUGUGGAUGGACUGAUCGAGAGGGCAGUUGGCAGCCCUAGUGAGGCCUAUGGUGUUCUGACAGCUGGGUGGCAUAAUAGGAGAGUAGCAGCGACCUCUAUGAACAGAGAGAGCUCCAGGAGCCAUGCAGUAUUCACUGUCUCCAUAGAAUCAAAGGAGAAGAAAGCAGGAGUGUCCAACAUCAGGGUCUCCCAGCUCCAUCUGGUCGACCUUGCCGGGAGUGAGAGACAGAAAGACACUAAGGCUAUAGGAGUCCGGUUAAAAGAAGCAGGCAGUAUCAACAAGUCCUUAUCCAUCCUAGGCAACGUCAUCAUGGCUUUAGUAGACAUUGCCCAUGGCAAGCAGAGACAUGUCCCAUACAGAGACUCCAAGCUUAGCUUCCUCCUUAGGGACUCGUUAGGAGGCAACGCUAAGACUUACAUCAUUGCUAAUGUACAUCCUGAUGCUAAGUGCUUUGGAGAAACGCUGUCAACCCUGAAAUUUGCAAGACGAGCGAAGAUGAUUAAAAAUAGGGCUGUAGUGAACGAAGACACGCAGGGAAACACAUUGCACCUUCAAGCGGAGAUCAGGCGGCUGAGGGAAGCUCUGGCUAUGAAAGAAGCUGAUGGAUCCAUUCCAAGAGGACCAAGUGAAUCUGGAGAUAGCCAACUUUCUAAUAGCAGCAUUGGGAGUAAUGGUACAGCAUCAGGACAACAAAAUGGCAGCAGCAGCAGAUGGAAGAAGUAUUUCCUAGAGGCUAUGAGUCUGAGGGAUGCUGUGGAAGUAGAGAAAAAGGAAUUACGGGAGAAGGUUAGCAGCCUUGAGGAGUUGUGUAGCAAACGUGAUCAGGUCAUCAGCUCUAACAAGAUGAUCAUCAAGUUCCGUAACAGCACCAUAGACAUGCUUCAGAAGACAAAGAAUAAAGCCAUGUCAAAAGGAGAAAGAGACAUGAUGAAUGAGAACUUGAAGAAAGAGAUAGCACAGCUUCAGGAGCAGCUAGAGCACAACCCAUUUGUCAUGCGUUAUGUUGUAGAGAACCAAUCACUGAGGGCACAGAACAAGAAGCUGAGAGCCAUGGACGCUGUAAAGAGCGGAGAAACCAUGACAGCAACCAAGGCAGAGGAGCUGGAGAAACUCUUUCUUGAACUCAGAGAAGGUUUGUCCCAGAAUCGUCGCUUCAGUGUAACUCUUAACAGUACUCCAGUAGAUGGUGAGAAUGUUCCUACAUCAACGAUGGUCAUCCUGAAAUCUCAGAUCAAGAAACUCCAAGAUGAGCUGGAAAAUGCCAAGCAAGAACACGCAGAGCAAGAGGAGAUGACAAGGAAGACCCGUCUGGAGUUAGAAUCAGAGCUAGCUGCAUACAAGAAAGCAAACCAUGAGCUUGAGAAGACACUUCAAGGGAUGAAGAUCAAGAAUAAGAUGGACCGUGAUGCCAUGAAUGAUAUUCAUAUGCAGACCAUCAAGAAAAUGACCACUCCAAAGAAAGUAUCCUACCAGUUGCGCUCCCGCACCAUCCUACGAGUUGCUGGCGAGACCCCCAGUGGCCCUGGCUUCGCAUCAUCCGACAGUGCCAGUCCAAUGAGGAGCCACAGUGCAAACAGCCUUUCAAGCGGUGAUAUGGCGCCCUCUCCUGCCCUGGAAGAGGAAGGAAUCAUUGACGAGGAGAUGCCUGAACAUGUUGUGGAGCAGUGCAACGAGGCUCUUACUAUUGAACUCCAAAAGUUGCAGGACAAAUAUGCAAAUCUUCAACAACAGCUUGAGGAGCAUGAAUCACAGAAACACAAGAUGUUACAGAAUACCAGUAAAUUAGAACAUCAGCUGCAGCAGAUAACAGAGCUCCAUUCAGUUGAAUCCCAAGUAUGGCAAGAGCAGGAGAAAGACCUGACCACCAGGCUUUCUGAGUCCACCAGCCAGCUCAAGUCCCUGCAGAGAGAGUAUGAGAUCACCAAGGGAGAGGCAGAAGACUUCAAGGUGUUGCUUCAAGCAGCAGAUAAGGAGCUUGGAUAUGAGAAGAAACACAAGAAUGAGGUCACCCAGGAUUGGGAUAGGGCCAGGGCAGCACUCGAUGCUCAGGUGGUGCGCCUUGAAAAUGAAUUAUGUGGCAGAUCAAGAGAGCUGGAGAACCUCGUAGAAGACAGAGAACAACUCCAGGAUGCAUACAAUACUUUGCAAGAGGAGCAUGAAUUCCAACAACAGAGGGAGGCAGACUUAGAGAAUAGACUGAAAGCAAAGAAAGCAGAGGUCCUGCAGCUACAAGAAGAGAUACAGAAACACUUGGAGAAACUGGCGAGUGAGUGUGAUAAGAAUAUGCGGUUGACAGCAGAACUUCGGCAGGGAGACAACACCAAGCAGGACCUCCUGGCAGCUCAGGAACUUAUUGAUCAGUUCAGAGAGGAACGGGAUCAUCUCCUCCAAAGACUCGAUUCAGAGGCCCUGAAGCUAUCCUCUUCCAAAGAAGAAUUAGAGACGGUAAACUCUGCCAUGACAGCUCUGAGGAGGACUGAUGCUGAACAGAAGGAAGCAUUGUCCAGCCUGAUGACAGCAUUGCAGGAUGGGAAGAGUGAAUUGAAAGAGAAGGAAGAGCAACUGGCUAGUAUAUCCAUGCAGCUUGAAGACACUAGAGGACAGUUGACACUCCUAGAAGCUGCCCUUGUUGAAGGAAAGACCAAUACUGAGAGUCUCCAGACUCAGAUGGCAGCACUGGAGGACAGGAUGCAUGCUCAGGCUGGAGAUUACCAAGAACAGAUUGAACAAAUGAGGGCUGAUUCUAUGGAUGCUCAUCACCAUCAGAAGGAGUUACUCAAGGAACUUGAGAAGCAGUCAGAGGAGCUCAAUCAACUUCAUAAACAGAUCAAGGAAAAGGAAGAAGAGUUUGAUGGUAAGGAAUGUGAACUCAGGACCACCAUCAGAACUCUGGAGGAACAGCUGGAAGAAGUCAAGACAAACCUCUCCACCGUCGUCGUUGAGCUCGAUGAACCUGAAGCUAAGAAAAGGAAGAUGGCUGACAGCCAAGCUGUGGAGAUUGAAUCGCUGCGGGAAUCAGAGAAGCGAUUCAGAGAACUAUCCCAUGAGUACGACAACAUGAGAGAUCAGAUGAAUGAAGAGAUCAGUACACUCAAGAUGAAAGCGGAUGAACUGGAAGAUGUCCGCAUAUCCAAGGAGAUACUUCAAGCCCAGCAUAUGGCACUUACGUAUGAGAUGGAACAAGUUCAGAACGAGAAGACGGAAACGGUAUCCUCAUUGCAGGAUGAAGUGUAUAGUCUAAAGAGAGACAUGGAACGUCAGAGGACAUUGGCAUCUGGUAUGAAGAGAGACAAGGAUGAGGCUGAACAGAGGCUCUACUCAGUCCAAACAGAAUUGGAUCAGGCCAAAGCUAGAGAAGAAAUAUUACAAGAGAGCAUGGAUCAGGUCAUGGAAGAUUUAGAUAGAACAUCUGCCCUUGAGAGUGCACACUUCAAAGAGAAAGAGGACAUCAAAUCAAAACUAGAGGAAGAAAGAGAGGAAAAAUCUAAACUUGUGAAGGAGGUGAGCAGAUUGAAGGAGGUGUAUGAAGAAGCAGAUAAAAAGAUUACAGAAUUGGGUGGUCAUCAAAACCCCAAGCAGAAGAUACAUCAUUUCCAGGCUGUAAAGACAGAAAAUCAUCUUCUGAAGGAGCAACUUGGCAAGGCACAGUCAGACAAUGAGCAGAUGAAACGAAACUAUGAAGUGCUUCAGAAGAGGGUUAACCAGCUCAUCAGCGGGGCAUCUGGAAACAAGAGCCACUUGCAUGCGUUGCCUUCUGCCCUGAAAGAGAACGCAGACCCAGACCUUAGCUCAGACACGAUGUGAGGAUCAUCCCCCAUGCUUUCAUAUCUAUACAUGUCCACAGAAACAGCCUACAGCAUUGGAACGAAAGCACUCUUUGGAAACCUGAUGCCUUGACAUGCCUCAUUCAGGUGUCCGUCUUUACCUGUAACUUAUACUGCUCCAACAUUGAACACACUCACAGACCUUAGCAAGAUAAUCCAUAUGUCGCUCCCUUGGCUAUCACAAUCAUCAUUUUCCAGGUGAAAGAUCAAGCUGUUUUGAUGAAAGAUAUGAUGAUCUCUCAAAGUGAUGUGUAUGUCUACAAGCUCUAGAUGUGAACAAAGGGCCUUAUAGCAUUCCAACUAAGUCAUAGCCAGUCUUGUAAGGGAUGCCACAUAUGAUCCAGCUACGGUUGUUCAAGUUGUAUAUCUACAAGGACGUAUGAAGAAUAAGCCCUUUAGCAUUCCAACUGAGCUGAAGCCAGUCUUGGUAGGGAUGAAACAGGUUAUCCAGCAACAGUUGUUCCAAUCUGAUGAGGAUGGGGUUACAAGUUUUUUUAGGGUUAUAUGAUUGAAUUAGGUAAGAAUUGUAAGUGCAAUGUGACAACUAUUCUGGGAUCAUUUAAUUAGAUCAUCGACUACUGAGUUCUGUAAUUCCCAUUGACUUUAUACAGGGAUUAACCUGUUCGAGGAGACAAUGGGUUAACUGUCUGACUCAUUUUUCAUAUUUCAAACAGAUCAGGGAAGACAAAGGGACUAUUUUUGUAUUAUUUAAGAUGUAUGGUGUAUGGGAAAGAUUUACACUGCCUUGAUAUUCAUAUGUUAGUACGAAUAUGGCAAUUUCAUAAAAUUGCUGUACUGUCUUAAAGGACUUCUGCUUUGCUCCUAAUGGAACUUUAGUUAGAAUAAAAGUUUUACCCAUUUUCUGAUAUAGUAUUUCCAUUGAACUUUAUCGAAAAACACAGUUUGGAAGGGUGAAUAUGUCUAUUAAAAUACUAAGACUGUGUGUGUCUACAUGGCUAAUCACAUUUGAAGUGCAUUUCCUGACAAAAUCUGAUUAGCUGGGUUUUCUAUCAACGUUUAGGAUAUAAAGGGCUAUAUAACAUGUGAUAAAAAGGACUGUGAAGGCAAAGAAUUAAAAUAAGAGAGAAAGUUGUGCAAUUGUGUUUUGAUGCCACUAUUCCAUAGAAUGCCAAAUGAAAAGUUCCAGCAAUGCUUCCAAUUAAAGUCCACCAUAACAUAUUUAUUUGAAUAAAUAGGGGAAAAUGAAUUGGGCAUAACAAAAUCAAUAUCUGACUUAUAUGUGAAUAAGACAGCUAUGAAUUUGUUAUUUCCUAUGCAAAUUAAUAGCGGAAACUGAUAGCGUAACACGAUUACAUGCACUAUUUCUUCUGUUGAUUUGUUUUUAUAUGAAAUUUCAAAGAUUGCAGUUUUAAUGAAUUUGAUUUUUUUUUAAAGAAGUGCUUCAUUUGAUUGCAAUGUAUUACAAUAAUGAUGACUUUAUAUCAUCUUUGAGGAAUAUAGCCAUGUUUUACAUCUUUGGAAAAAAAAUAUAUUUCAUCUAAUAAGAUAUCAUGCAGUAGUGAUUGUGCAACAGCAUCCACACAUUACGUUAACUCUUAUUUGCAUAAGACUCAUGAAAGCACAUUUGUGAAGUUAUACAAGCUAAAAUUUUAAGUGUUGAUUUAAGUCUGAUUUUGAAUAAAUAUCAGUGUUAUGCUUCAUUGAUUGUCCCUAUUCAUUAAAAAGGGCAAUCUAAUAUAUUUAAUAGUUUAACAAACAUAUUUGUUUAGAUAUCAAUUUUAAAUCAUUGCGUGCAACAAAUUUUUAUUGGUCAGAUGUUGCAGUAAUUUGUGUAAAAGAAAAACAAUAAGGAAAUUGUCCGAAUUGUGUAAUCUUGAAGUGUGAUUUGUACUAUAGGUCUGAUAUUAUGUGGAAGACUUUGUGGCCAUCUGCCUCAAAAAUCCCUAAAUAAGCUGCCUUCAACCUUCAACAGACUAUGUUGUCUUUAAUUGACAGAAAUACAUAUAUUAAUUUAGUCUUAAUCAAAAUUUAGAAUCAUUUGCUUAUCUGAAAGAGUAACUGUUCUACUUUCUCCAUGAAUGCUAGAAGGGGGGUUGUGUGUUAUGGUCCAAUCCCCCCUAUAAAUUUUAAAUCAUGACAUGACAUUGAAAAUUCUGUUCAAAAUUAAUAAGAUUCUGAAAUUUUGGCCAACUUAUUUUUAGGUGAACGGUCACAUUUGUGGUUAGAUUAUUUACUUAGUAGUUGUGGAUAUGGCAAUCAUAUGUUUUUAACACAAAAUUUUUAAAGAUGCAUGUAUUGGUGGUUCUUUCAGAAGGGGAAAUUUGAAAUUUAAGAAAGAUGAUUCUCUACGUAUUGAUUAUAGCUUCAGUCCAUAAUAGUGUAUGCUGAAUCAUGAUCACUGAUGCAAUAUUCAUAUUCAUAAACUUUGACUACCAGCUGUUAUAGAAUAAGAGUUACCUAGCUGAAGUCUGUGAUAAAUAACUAGAACCAGUAAAAUAGUUUUUAAACAAAUAGUGAUAUCUGAAACAUGUCUGCUGCACUUGAAUAGUUACUUGAAUGGUCUGAAGCUCCAGUGUAAAUGGCUAGCACAGUUACUGUAUUAACAAAUAAGCAAGGGUUUGAAUGAGUGUAGUAUAUGUAAAUGAUUAUAUAUAUGUGUGAUUUUUUUAAUUAAAUCUAGAUGUACAUAUGUAAAUUUACUGUAUCUUUAUGGUAAAGUAAGGGAAUUACAUUCUUCUCCAACACUACAAAUUUUUAGAAAAUCAGGUCAGUUGUCAGCUGGUCGGUCCGCAUUUGUGAUUUGGUAUUUUCCUCUUUGUUCGAGAAUAAUAAAAGCUCUUGUAUAUGUAAAUCUAUGAGUUGGUAGAUAUUUUCACCAAAUCAUUUUCUUUGCUUCUAAAAUGAACUCAAGUUAAAAAAAACCCAACUAAAUUUAGAUAUUAUGAUUAUGAAAAUGGAUUUGAUGAGAGAUAAACAAUGUACUAAGAAUAAACGUGAUCGGCUGGAUAAUUAUUUAUAUAUUCUUCAAUACAUAAUGUCCCUUUGCACUUCCACAGGACAUUAAACUUUAGAAAUUACUUUUUUAAGCCCUAUUAUGUCUCAUUCACAAGAUCCCUAAAAUAUUCAAUCUUCAAAAGGAAUGCUGUUGUGCAUGCCUUGCAAUUCCCUCUCUCUGUGAGAGAAAUUAGCAUAUGCAUUAUACAAUUACACAUCAGAAAGAUAUUCAUGAAUAAAUUUUGAAUGUAAUAUAUUAAA
Molecule: messenger RNA, 7727 nt
Organism: Lytechinus pictus (painted urchin)
Lineage: Eukaryota; Metazoa; Echinodermata; Echinoidea; Temnopleuroida; Toxopneustidae
Product: kinesin-like protein KIF15
Exons: 35
Coding region: 121-4491 (1456 amino acids)
Biological process (GO): microtubule-based movement
Molecular function (GO): microtubule motor activity; ATP binding; microtubule binding
Source: RefSeq, a predicted model, not a curated record